Molecule: messenger RNA, 846 nt
Organism: Neltuma alba
Lineage: Eukaryota; Viridiplantae; Streptophyta; Magnoliopsida; Fabales; Fabaceae
Product: mitochondrial metalloendopeptidase OMA1-like
Exons: 3
Coding region: 1-846 (281 amino acids)
Cellular component (GO): membrane
Molecular function (GO): metalloendopeptidase activity
Source: RefSeq, a predicted model, not a curated record
AUGGGGUCUCGCGUAAGAUCAGGAAAGCUUGUUUUUGAUUCUUUUCGAAGCUGCUCUUCGAGGUUCAUGCCCAACGCCCAAAUUUUGAUAACCAACAAAAGGAUUUCCCAGUUUGAACAGUUACUGGUUCCUGCAUGGAAUAGAGCCAAGUUUCAUAUUAGGACUCCAUCUUAUCACUCUCUCGUAUCGCAGAGAGCCAACAAGAACUUAUUGUCUGAUCCAUUUCUCAAUGAGGCUAGGAGAUUUUACUAUGUGGAUCAGUACAAUAAUGUGCAGCAGCAACAUAUCAUAUACUAUGAUCAUUUGGAGAUUGUUCCCUACCAUAAAAGGACUCGUUUAAUUCUGUUCUCCGAGUCAACGUUGAAGAAGAUUAGAGAGCAGUAUGUGAAGAAAAAGAAAGAGCGUUUUGAAGAGAGAGUAUUGCCCCAGACACAAGCUGAAAGCAUACGGGUAAGAAGGAUAGCUCAGGACAUAAUUGAUGCAUACGAGGAUGAGAUUAACCGACAAGGGUCACAAUUUAGUGCGACGUCACAUUUGGAUGGAUUGAAGAAGUGGGAGGUGUUAGUGGUGAGUGGUCAUGGAAAUUCUGCCUUUACUGCUAUAGCGAGUAGUGGGAAGAUUGUGGUGUUUGAUUGGAUGUUUGAGCAUGCCACAAGUGAUGUAGAGAUGGCAUUCCUCAUUGGAAGGGAGAUUGGGCAUAUUGUGGCUCGACAUACUGCUGAAAACCUGACAAGAGCUUAUGGCUUCAAGAUUCUAGAGUCCAUACUCAAUCCAAUUGGCUUGUGGGAUGCAUUCAAGGAUCAUUUUGCUAAACGUACCAUCAACAUGCGUAUCUUUUGGAUGUAA